This is a messenger RNA of Fusarium mangiferae, 984 nucleotides long. RefSeq lists its product as uncharacterized. Gene Ontology annotation, molecular function: fatty acyl-CoA hydrolase activity. Gene Ontology annotation, cellular component: peroxisomal matrix. NCBI's taxonomy places the organism in Eukaryota, Fungi, Ascomycota, Sordariomycetes, Hypocreales, Nectriaceae. Gene Ontology annotation, biological process: acyl-CoA metabolic process; fatty acid catabolic process. The record is from RefSeq and is a predicted model, not a curated record. The transcript has a single exon. The coding region runs from base 1 to 984 and encodes 327 amino acids.
AUGGCCCAAGCAUUAUUGGCGGGGUAUGAGACCGUGACAACCGAGUUCACGGUACAUAGCAUCCACGGCCAUUUCUUGAAAGCGGCUCAACCGGACAGUUCUGUCAUUUACCGGGUGGAGCGAGUCCGUGAUACUAGAAGCUUUGCUACGCGAAUGAUUCGUGCUACGCAGGGGGAUAUUCUUGUAUUUUAUUCGACAGCGAGCUUUGUAAAGAGCCAUGUGUUGCAACAGGACAAAUGUGUCCUUCGGCAUUCCGCGUCUUACCCUCAGGGUGAGAAGCCCCCGUCGAGUCCUCUGGUUCAAUCAGCUGCAGGUCAAGCUGGCCCGGAUCAGCCUUGUGAUUGUGUGAGGUUGGCCAGUAGGAUUAACCACUCUGCUUCACCGAGUGACAAACGAUAUUAUCAAUGGGUCAGAGCUAGAGGACGUAUUGCCAUGUCUCCACUGAAGGCAGCCGAAAAUGAGGAUGGGCGCUCAUACAAUAGCCGAAGCUCAGAGGAUACGGCGGAUGUUAAGAAUGACCAGCAUCAUAGCAAUCAUCAAGCCCAUGCAGCGGCAUUGCUUUACAUGUCAGACAACUAUUUUCUCGCCACCUGCUUUAGAGCUCAUAACGCCUCUCGGUUCUCCAAUCCGACAUCCAAUCACCUCGGUUCAUCUACUAUAGGGCAUCAGGCGAAUGAGUUGGACGGCGCUAGAAGAACGUUGCACCCUUUGGAAUCGGAAGAGCUAGAGGAUAAUGAGGGAGCUUCUAAAGAUGGAGGACAUGUGACUAUGGCGGCUUCGAUGGAUCAUACUGUGUACUUCCACAACUUGCAUCAACUGCGGACUGAUGACUGGAUGUUGGUUGAGAUGGAAAGCCCUUGGGCGGGUGAUGAAAGAGGACUGGUGGUUUCACGUAUCUGGAGCCACGAUGGAACAUUGGCUGCUACGUGCUUCCAGGAAGGCCUUGUUAGGCUAGCGCGACCUCCUCAUUCAACUAGAUUGUAG